Physella acuta is the source of this 563-nucleotide messenger RNA. RefSeq names its product RING-box protein 1. The record is from RefSeq and is a predicted model, not a curated record. NCBI's taxonomy places the organism in Eukaryota, Metazoa, Mollusca, Gastropoda, Physidae. Gene Ontology annotation, molecular function: zinc ion binding.
UUUUCAUGGAAUUUAGACUAGAGUAUUAGUUUUUAUUCCACUCUAGACUCGUUCUGGGGUAGUUCAGGCAUCACUUCUUGUGUUAUUUUCCUAGGCUAGGCUGUUCGUUUCAACGGCUUGUAUACCGAAACAAUUCUAUAAAAAGUGCGGCAAUGGAUAUUGACAACAGCGAAGAUAUUGACGAUAGCCCAAGUGUUUCAGGGGAAAGGGGUAGCAAAAAAAGAUUUGAAGUAAAAAAGUGGAAUGCCGUAGCCUUGUGGGCAUGGGAUAUUGUUGUUGACAAUUGUGCCAUUUGCCGCAAUCACAUCAUGGAUCUUUGUAUUGAGUGUCAAGCCAACCAAGCUUCAGCAACCAGUGAGGAGUGUACCGUGGCCUGGGGUGUUUGCAAUCAUGCAUUCCAUUUCCACUGCAUCACUCGCUGGCUCAAGACCAGGCAGGUCUGUCCACUGGACAACAGGGAGUGGGAGUUCCAGAAGUAUGGCCACUAGAUCUCAUGGAAGGGCAACGCUGGCUCGUUUUGGUUUAUCAACUUUUUUUUUUAAUUAAAUUUUUUUAAAUCUUAA